UCAAAUUGGCUCGUUGAAAUCUUGUACUUGGAAUUUUAAAAAAGUACCUAGUUGAUAUAUAAUGUCUAGAUGCAUACAUUAUUGACUCAGGAAAAUGGAAAACCGAAAUUUUCUUUUGACCCAAAAUUUGGGUGUAUUAGAAAUAUGUUUUUGAAAAGUGGGAGGCAUCUGUUAUAGUCUCUUUUUUUCGUGAAUUUGGGUGCGUUGAAAUAGGUUUCUUUAUGAUCAGAAUUUAGCAAACACGGGGUGUUAGUCUGCUAUUGGUCUUAUCUAUGAAUCCUUCUUGAUUGCCUGAAAUUUGACUUUAGUGUAUUACUCCUUUUUUUUUUUUUUUGGAUUAGAAAAUUCACAAUCAUCUUUAGGCAGAUUUCACAAUGCAGUGAUUCAUAUGGCUGCAAGUUUAUUAUCUGCUUUAGGGAAUUGCAAGAAGUGAGAAACUCGGGAUUUAGAUAGAGAAUAUAGAGAAGCAGCAGUUUUUUAUGUUUUGGGAUUUAGAUAGUAUUCUCUAAAAUAGUUAGGAUUGCAUUGGAUAUGAUUGGAGACCAAAUUUGUUUGCAUUCUUUUUGUAAAAUAUAAAGAAAAAGGGAGAAGAAAAGAGCCUCCAAAGAAGCUUGGAUUUGCCUGCUGCAGUUCUGUUCUCCUGUUUCUUGUCUGUUAAUUAUUAGUAGUUUUCCUUUAUCAAUGAUGGCAACAUGUUAUCACUUUCUAAAACUGUCUCUGAACGGAGAGUCCAAAUGCAAAAUGAACAAUAACUGGAAUUUUUUCAUUCUAUUGCAAACCCAAGAAUAUAAUAUCUGAAUUUGGUGAGUUAGGUUCUAACUGGAAAUUUCAAGCAUGGUAAGGAAGCUUUAUAAUGAAACUAUUUACAGUGUUAUGGGACUAUAUUUGGCCACAACGAUGUCUCCUGCAUCCAAAUCUAAGUCCAAGGAUAAAAAAGCUGGCAAGGAAUCUCAGAAGGCUUCUUCAAAGCCUUCAGGAUCUGCUAAUGUAGGUAGUGGUGUUCCAGCCAGUGCAUAUAAUCCACUUUUGGGAACAUUCCAUACCAUUGAAACAGUGCCAUUGUCCUCUGCUUCACCACUUCAUGACAAUGGUCGUUUCCGAAAUAUAGAUGAGACAGAUGAGCAUUUGGGGGGACCACUUGGAGCUGGGGUUGAGUAUGAUUCUGUAUCUAAUAAUGGUAGCUGGUCUGGUGAGUCAGAAGAUCAUAAAGACAAAACAUCUAAUCCUCCCAUCCGGCAGGAAAUAAUACCAGGAGCUGACAAUGAUAAGCGGGAAAAAAUUCGUCAAAAGAAUGAGAGGAAACAUCAGCGUCAGAAGGAGAGGCGAGCUCAGGAGUUGCAUGAGCGGUGCAGUGGCUAUCUCAUGUCGAGAAAGCUUGAAGCACUUGCUCAGCAGCUUGUAGCAAUGGGAUUUUCUCAUGAUCGGGCAACAAUGGCUCUUAUAUUGAAUGAAGGCAAACUGGAGAAAUCUGUGGCAUGGCUUUUUGAAGGAGGUGAAGAAGCAGUUAAGCAUAAGGAAUCAACUAUUGGUGGUGGGAACUUGAAAAUUGACAUAUCAGAAGAGCUUGCACGGUUUGCUGAUAUGGAAAUCAGAUACAAGUCUACAAAGCAGGAGGUUGAAAGAGCAGUUGUUGCUGCUGAAGGUGAUCUUGAGAAAGCAGCAGAAGCCUUAAGAACUUUAAAGCAGGACCCACCUGCUCCACCAAAGCAUGAAGAAACUUGUGAUCCCGUGACUACUAGUACCAAUAGGGUGUCGGUGGCAGGUAGUCAAUACCUAUCAUUUAAGACACAACCGAAAGCAAAUCUAUCUCCUGCAACACAGCAAAGAAGGGAUGAGAAGGAUUUUAACUAUACAAAAGCAGCAGUUGCAAUGGGAGGUUCUUCAGAAUCUGUGAGUAAAAGUUUCCGGCCUUUGAAGAGAAUACAGCCAAAGUUAGAUUGGGCAAAACCCCAACAAAGUGAGGUGCCAGCUGAGAAAAGGUGGCCAAGUUCUGGAUCAAAUCCUUCUGUUUCUUAUUCCAUGGCAUUGCCUUUGCAGGCCUCGCCUUCACCAGCAAAUACAGAAAGCCAUUAUGUGGCUGUUGGAAGUGAUUUUAAGAACCUUCAGCCAUCAAUUAGGGAACCGGUUAUAAUGAUGCAGCGACCUCAAUCUAUAAAUACGAAGCAUGUUCCCGCUACAAGUACAAGCACAUCUCCUCCUGGAACAACCUCCUUUAUGUAUCCAACCAGUAUUGUUGAAAUUACGAAGUCUAAUGGCUUUAUGCCCCAUAUUCCGAGUGCUAGAAGCCUUAGUUCCAACAAUAUGAGUUCAAAUCAGAUGCAUCACCAUCAUUAUUAUGCACAAGGACAACAACAGCAACACUUAACAUCCGGCAGUGGUCCAGGAGAUUCUCCAGGAACAAGCCGAGGAAAUGGUUUAUGGAGUAGAACAGGCACAUCAACGCUGGCGGCUGCAUCUUCACUUGGACUAUUCACCGGUUUGGGUUCUACCACUUCAUCAGGAGCCUCAUCUCCAGUUGACUGGAGCAGUGGUAGCUCAAUGGCACAGUUGGACUAUGCCAAUAUUGAUUGGAGCUUGGAUCGGGGGUUGUAUUCUUCUCCAAUGCCUGGUGGAAUUUGGAUGGGACCGGAAUCAUCUGUGAAGAGCGCUCACAUGUCUUAUCCUAAUAGAAAUGGUUUAAGUGUUAAACCAGCAAUGAGAUUGACACCUACUAAUGGAAACGGUGUACCCAUUGUUGGGUUUCAAGACGGCGGAGUGGCUUCUGCCGAAGCUCCAACUGCAGGCUCGCGUGAAUGGACUUCACCAUUUGAAGGGAAAGAUCUAUUUAGCUUACCCGGGCAGUUUGUUUCUUCUCCCUCACUCUAGGGUGGGGAAAAGAUUUUAUGAAAUAAAAUGAAAGAAAAAAAGACAAAAUGUGCUUGAAUUUGCUGUUA
Messenger RNA from Durio zibethinus, 2933 nucleotides. Lineage: Eukaryota; Viridiplantae; Streptophyta; Magnoliopsida; Malvales; Malvaceae. The record is from RefSeq and is a predicted model, not a curated record.